AUGUGGCCAAAACUCCCCCAAGUAUACCUCCAGGAUUCUUUUCGGAGCAGAUUCAUCAGGAUGAGCAUGCCGGCUCCACCCAGACUCCUGGACCUGGCGGGUCAGAGCCUGCUGAGGGACCAGGCCUCGGCCAUUGCUGCUCUGGAGGUGCUGCCCAUGGAGCUCUUCCCACCACUGUUCAUGGCGGCCUUCGCUGGGAGGCACAGCGAGACCCUGAAGGCGAUGGUGCAGUCCUGGCCCUUCGCCUGCCUCCCUCUGGGGGCCCUGAUGAAGGAGCAGCAGCCUCACCAGGAGACCUUCCAAGCUGCGCUCGAUGGACUUGAUGUCCUGCUUACCCAGGAGGUUCGCCCCAGGAGGUGGAAACUGCAGGUGCUAGAUUUACGGAAGAAUGCUCAUCAGGACUUUUGGACUGUGUGGUCUGGGACCAGGGCCAGUAUGUACUCCCUGUUGGAGCCAGAGGGGGCCCAACCCAUGAGGAAGAGGCGAAAAGUGGAGGGUUGCAAGCCAGGGCCCAAGCCACCCUUGGCUCCUGUGGAGGUGCUGAUAGACCUUUGCCUCAAGGAAGGUACCCCUGACGAGUCCCUCGCCUACCUCAUCCAGAAAGUCCAGCAGAGGAAGGGUCUGCUGCGCCUGUGUUGUAAGAAGCUGAAGAUUUUCGCAGUGCCCAUGCAGACCAUCAAGAAGAUCCUGAAAAUCGUACAGCUGGACUCUAUCCAGGAUUUGGAAGUGAACUGCACCUGGAAACUGUCCACCCUGGGGAAGUUUGCUCCUCAUGUGGGUCAGAUGGGCAAUCUGCGCAGGCUCCUCCUCUCACACAUCCACAUGUCUUCCCACAGCACCCCGGCGAAGGAGCAGCAGUGUGUCAGACAGCUCACUGCUCAGUUCCUCAGGCUGCACCACCUUGAGGAGCUCUAUUUGGACUCGAUCUCCUUCCUCGAAGACCGCCUGGACCAGGUGCUCAGGUGCCUGAAGACCCCCUUGGAGACCCUGUCAAUAACUAAUUGCCUGCUUUCGGAAUCUGACUUGAUACAUCUGUCCCAGCACCUGAACGUCAGUCAGCUAAAGGACCUGGGUCUCAGCGGGGUCAGCCUGACCAAUAUGAGUCCUGGGCCUCUCCAAGUUCUGAUAGAGAGAGCCUCCGCCACCCUCCAGGACCUGGACUUAGAUGAGUGUGGGAUCAUGGACUCCCAGUUCACUGUCAUCCUGCCUGCCCUGGGCCGCUGCUCCCAGCUCACAACCUUCAGCUUCUGUGGAAACCCCAUCUCCAUGGCCGUCCUGGAGAACCUGCUGCGCCACACCAUUGGGCUGAGCAAGCUGAGUCACGUGCUGUAUCCGGCCCCCCUGGAGAGUUACGAGGAUGCCCGUGGCACCCUCCAACUGGGCAGACUUGCCCAGCUGCAUGCCAGGCUGAAGCAGAUGCUGCAGGAGUUGGGGCGGCCAGGCAUGGUCUGGUUCAGUGCCAACCCCUGCCCUCACUGCGGCGACAGGACCUUCUAUGACCCUGAGCCCAUUCUGUGCCCCUGUUACAUGCCUGCCUAG
This is a messenger RNA of Mirounga angustirostris (Northern elephant seal), 1539 nucleotides long. RefSeq names its product PRAME nuclear receptor transcriptional regulator (gene PRAME). NCBI's taxonomy places the organism in Eukaryota, Metazoa, Chordata, Mammalia, Carnivora, Phocidae. Bases 1 to 1539 code for a protein of 512 amino acids. Gene Ontology annotation, cellular component: cytoplasm. Gene Ontology annotation, biological process: negative regulation of apoptotic process; negative regulation of cell differentiation; positive regulation of cell population proliferation. The record is from RefSeq and is a predicted model, not a curated record. The transcript has 4 exons.